CCGGAAGCAUCCCUGUGAGAAGGAAGAGGAGGCUCGCCUGGUAGCAGUGAAAGAAGGAGAGGACGCCGAUUCGGGGAGCUGCAGUGACAGGUACCUGGAACCAUUUCUGACCUGGUAAUUGUGACCAUGGCUACGGGGAUAAUGUGCCGAAGAUUUGCAGGGCGACCUUGCAGGGCAGCUGCAUUUUCUACUACAACCAAGGUUGGGAGUAAGACAGUAUUCUUCAGAAAGGGAGAAGAGAGCACCAAGAAGACAUGCGCAGGCUCUAAACCUGCUGCCACACUCAGACUGUGGAAGCCUCCAGAAUACAGGGUAUCUUUCAAUCCAUCAGCCUACCCAGGGACCAAAGCCAUAUCUUACAAGGAAGCUUCAAGAGGUUUGGAGGAUGGACCAGUUGAAAGUGACUACCCCAGAAUUGGUACUAAACAAUUCCAGGAUGCAUACAGCUUUAACUGCUCACGGAGGCUUUCAAGCACCCAGAACACAGUGCUGGAUUUGGAAAACAAUAAAGCUGUCCCCUCCCAAGCUUUUUUGACACAUCCAGCUAAACUGGACCCCGUGGAAGAUAAUGAGCAAGCUGCCAACGUGGAGGCUUUUGAUCCUAAGGAAGAUCCCAGGGCAUUCCAGAAGCAAAGGCCUGAAUACAGAUCUCUGUGUUACAACCAGUACGAGCUCCCUCCGCCCAUUUCUAUGGAAGACGGUAACAAGAUCUUGGAGAACGUCACUGUGCUGAAAAGCAGCCUCAAACCAAGAAUCAUUGCAGAGUAUUUUUUCAGCCUGAGCUGCUUGCCAACAAAAGAACACGUAAGCAUAAAGUCCAGUCCUAGGUUCGCUAUGCUGUGCCGCUAUGGAGUUGAGAACAUCCAGCUCUUUGAUAUUUUUGAGCUUAUGAUGGUUUUAAAAGCAUUUAUUGGCCUAGCCAUUCCACCUUCUCAUUCUAUGUUGAAAGUGUAUGCAGCGGAGUGUUGCCGUCGGGUCUGGGACAUGAGUCUGGACCAGCAGCUGAUGGUGGCAGACCUGUGGCGUUGCUUGGGGCACAGCGUUCCUCGGUAUUUAGAGAUUGUGUUGAGCUAUGUUAACUUGCAUUGGAAGGGUCUCUCUUUGCCCCAGCUGGUUCAGCUAGUCUAUAUCAUAGGUGAAGGCCGUAAAGCUCCUGAAGAGUUAAUGAAGAAAUUAGACAUCUUGAUGUUAAAACAUUUGGACUCUUUCAAUCUAGAGGAAGUGGGUGCCAUUUGCUUAGGGUUUUUCAAGUCGCAAAAUGGCCUUUCAGAACAUACUAUGCAAAAAAUUGGAGAUAAAGUCUCUGCUCAUAUGGCAGACAUAAGCACUUAUGCCUUAGUGAAUGUCCUCAAGAUGUACCGUUUCACUCAUGUUGAUCAUCUUGACUUUCUCAAGCAGCUUGGGAAAGUUGUCCCUCCUCUGAUACCAACUAUAGGCAUUCAAGGUGUCAUGCACAUAACGCUUGCCUGUUCGGCUUUGCAUUAUUUUGAUGAAAGGAUUAUGAAUGCUGUUGCUGCCUCUUUGCCUUCCAGAGCCACUUAUUGCCGAAUCAAAGAUGUUGCCAAAUUCUUGUGGUCGUUUGGAACCUUGAACUAUGAGCCACCCAAUGCAGAGGAAUUUUAUGCCAGCCUUGAGGAACAGAUGUACACAAAGGUGCAUGAAUUUCAGGAUUUCCCUGAGCAUUUGCCCACCUGUUUGGUAGCUCUGGCAUUUGCAAAGCGGUUUCCAAAUGACUUAAUAGACUAUGUUUUGAGUCCUGAGUUUCUUAAAUUAAGCAGUAAGAGUAAAUUUGAUCUCCAGAAGGACUUGUUCACCCUGGAUGGUACAGUAGAAAUUGAAUGCCCCAGUUACACCGGCAAUCGUCUUGCACCACAGCUUAGGCAAGAGGUGGCGGAGAUGCUAUGGAACUCUGCCAAGAAGGAUAUCUGCAUGAAGCUGGAAGUCACUGAAGCUGUCUCUCUACUGGGAGAGAUGUUGGGUGGGCCCCGGUAUGUCAAAAAUCACAUGGUCUUGCCUCACACCAGAUCAAUUGAUUUGGAAAUUCGUUUGGACUCUAAUCGAAAACCAUUGCCAUUUAACUCGGAAGCAACAGUAAAAUUAGAAGGACUAAAAGAGAGUGGAGUAUCCCUUACGGAUGACUUAAUGAAUCAGCUUUUUAGUAGUAGGCGUAGCAGCCAGUCCCCUGUGGAUGACUGUGAAAGGAAGGUGGAAAUGUGUUCCCAGAACACAGCGGCACCACCACAAGAGCAGUCUCUGUCCACUUGGGAUCAUUUUGCAUUUUCUGACGGAGUUCCACUUACUGGUGCCAUCUUGAAUGCGUUGACCCAACCCAAGGCCUCUUGUGAUGGUCCAGUCCCUCAGCUGAAUGAGCUGGAAAGUGGGGGCAUGAAACUAGCAGUUCAGGUGUCCACUAAGAGCCACUACUGCUAUGGCUCGAAACGCUUGCUGGGGUUCCACAAUUUGAAAAGGAGGCAACUCCGUCAAAUUGGUUACGUAGUGAUAGACCUACCUUUCUGGGAAUGGUUUCCAUUGCUCAGGCGCAGCCAUUCAGAAAAACUGAGCUAUUUGCACCAUAAAGUAUUUGGCUCUUUGAUAUAGAAAGGAACCACAAUAGGGUUGCCAGGUUCAAUCCCUGAGACUGAUCCUGUACCUUUAGGAG
This is a messenger RNA of Rhineura floridana, 2659 nucleotides long. RefSeq names its product FAST kinase domains 5 (gene FASTKD5). NCBI's taxonomy places the organism in Eukaryota, Metazoa, Chordata, Lepidosauria, Squamata, Rhineuridae. The record is from RefSeq and is a predicted model, not a curated record. Gene Ontology annotation, biological process: mitochondrial RNA processing; regulation of mitochondrial mRNA stability. Gene Ontology annotation, molecular function: RNA binding. Gene Ontology annotation, cellular component: mitochondrial matrix; ribonucleoprotein granule. The transcript has 2 exons. Bases 127 to 2598 code for a protein of 823 amino acids.